Messenger RNA from Nymphaea colorata (pocket water lily), 1607 nucleotides. RefSeq names its product zinc finger AN1 and C2H2 domain-containing stress-associated protein 16-like. The transcript is spliced from 3 exons. Gene Ontology annotation, molecular function: zinc ion binding. Bases 31 to 1044 code for a protein of 337 amino acids. Gene Ontology annotation, cellular component: cytoplasm. The record is from RefSeq and is a predicted model, not a curated record. Lineage: Eukaryota; Viridiplantae; Streptophyta; Magnoliopsida; Nymphaeales; Nymphaeaceae.
UGUUGCGGACGGCAAUGCCCCACAGCACUCAUGAGAGAGAGAGGGGCUCUCUCUCUAGCUAGAGGAAAGACAGGCCAGGGAGUCUUCAGACAUGGACCCGGAGAUCUAGAUCUUUUUCUUCAAGAGGAUCGAUCAAUGGGGACUCCCGAAUUUCCCGAUCUCGGCAGGCAUUGCAGCGUCGACGAUUGCAAACUGAUCGAUUUCUUGCCUUUUGCGUGCGAUCGAUGCGAGCAGGUUUUCUGUUUGGAGCACAGGACUUACAGCAAACAUAACUGCCCAACUGCAGACCGUCAGGAUGUCACUGUCCUUGUUUGCCCACUUUGUGCUAAGGGUGUCCGCUUGGUUCCCAAUGAAGACCCUAACAUUACAUGGGCCACACAUGUUAACACUGACUGCGACCCCUCCAAUUAUCAGAAAGUCACAAAGAAGCCACGUUGUCCAGUUGCAAAUUGCAAAGAAAUACUGACUUUUUCAAAUAAGAUCAGAUGUAGGGACUGUAACCAGGAACACUGUCUGAAGCACCGGUUUGGGCCUGAUCAUAAGUGUCCAGGGCCCAAGACUCCAGCUUCCUUUGUGGGGUUUCUCAGGAAGAAUCAAAGAGCAGAACCUCAAUCUACUCGGAAAGCAGCGAAAGCAGAGCCACAGUCUGCAUGGGCCACAGGACUCAUGAAUGCUGCUUCGAGUAUGCGUGCCUCUGCAGAAGCAGGUAUUUCAAAAUUGAGCAGUGCGACCAGCCAGGCCAUUCAGAAGGCGAGGGAUGGUGUCCUUCCUUCAUGGGAAGCUAGAGGAUCUAGCAAUGGCAGUAGCAGCAAUAAUGGAAGUGGCAACCAGGCAUCAAUAGAGCAGUGUCUUCAGUGCCAGGCAAGAUUUUCAUCUGUCUCAAAGUUGAUAGAGCAUGUUGAGAAGGCUCAUGAACGUGGCAGUGGGAGAGUCGCAGUUGGAGAGAUCCUGGAUGUGUGCCCCAAGUGCAACAGAGAGUUUCAGGAUCCAGUUUCUUUGGUUCAGCAUGUGGAAAGAGAUCACAGAGGAAGUUCAACUACUUAGUGCACUUUUAAAGCUUGCUUGGUAUCAUUCUUUGGUGCCUUCCUGAUUGAUUUAAUAGUCAAUUUUCUUGUGCUUCAAAUGGUAAAAAAAAUGCACUAAGAAGAUUCAAAUCCAGAUUCCAUGCAGACUGCCAUCCAUCCGGAUUUUCUUCUGGUCAAACAGAAUUGCUAGGAAUAACAGAUUGUGUACUUUGUGCUUGUGCUGUUAAUAGGCAAUCUUCUGCCCCUCCACAGGAAGCUCCUUCUGCACUUUGGGUCGAAGGCACCUAACUCUGAUCAAACUUGGAAUUUAUGUGCAGUGCAAUUGGCCGGUACGAUGGAAAAAAAAUAUGUGAAUGUUAUGUUGUCUAACAUUUGUAGAGAUCUAGAUCGAGUGAAAUAAUUGUUUUUCUAUUGCAUGUUCGAGGGUAGGAUACACUUAUCCUGUGAGUGAAGUUCAUCCUGCCCAUUCCUGAACCAUGGUUCGCAUCAUUUACUGCACAUGGUUGGUGCCCAAAGAUGGGUUGAGAUAAUCUUCUGUAUAACUUUUGUGGUGGUGAAAUUGCUUGCCUUUGGGAUGCCUAA